AUGGAGGUCCAACAUUUUAGCCACGAAGAGCAUCCCUUGAUCUUUGUGGAAGAGUUGGAAAAUGAUGGCGAGAAUGAAGUCGUUUGCUCUGGGUGCGAUAAAUCGGUAUGCGGUCCUGCCUACAAAUGCUCAGAGUACUGCACCUUCUUCCUCCACAAGUCAUGUGCAGAGUUACCCCGUGAGAUACAACACCCUGCACAUCCAAAUCACAACCUUGUUCUCGUCGCACCAGCAAAGUACAAAACUUGUGAUGCCUGCCUUAGGCGUUGCAACAGAUGCCUCGCCUACAGGUGCCAUAGUUGCAAUUUCGACCUUGACAUUGAAUGUGCCUCUGGUUGGCAAGUUAAUGCUGACGACGGUCACCAACAUGAAUUCGUUCCUAUCAUGAAGAAGAUCCAGUUAGAUUGUGAAGUCUGUGGUCAGGAUCGCAAUAGCUUCCCCCAGGUAUGUCGCAUUUGUCAACUCUUGGCUCACACUAUAUGUGCUGUGAUGCCACGUACCAUGAAAAUUAUGGCAGAUCGUCACUUGCUCACUCUCAUCUAUUCACUUCGUAAAGUGAUCAAAGGGCACGACGACGUAUUCUGUAACCUCUGUUUUACAAAGCUCAACCUCAACUGUGCGGGUUAUUAUUGUCAACAAUGUGAUUUCGUAGCCCACGUGCGAUGCGCCCGCAAAAAUUCGAUUGAACCAAGUGACACCUUAGACUUCAGCAUAGAUCUCAUGGAGGAUAUCAACUUUGAAGAGGAUGAAGAAUGUGAUGAGCUCAAACAUUUCGAUCAUGAACAUAACUUAAUUAUCAGCCGCAACCAAGUCGAAGUUCAUGAUCAUAAGCUCUGUGAAGGUUGUAUCAUUGUAUGCAACCAAUUUCCACUCCAUUUUAUAGUUGUGAGCAAUGCAAGUACUUUCUCCAUAGCACUUGUGCUCGACUACCCUUAA
Molecule: messenger RNA, 936 nt
Organism: Alnus glutinosa
Lineage: Eukaryota; Viridiplantae; Streptophyta; Magnoliopsida; Fagales; Betulaceae
Product: protein VACUOLELESS GAMETOPHYTES-like
Exons: 1
Coding region: 1-936 (311 amino acids)
Source: RefSeq, a predicted model, not a curated record